AUGCAGGACGCCGAGGGUAUCGAGAACCUGGCUUUCGUCCCCUCCAGCCCGGACACGCCGCGCCGAGCUUCUGCAUCACCCUCCCAGGUGGAGGUCCCUGGUGUGACCUCCGGCAACCAGAGUGAGGAUUCGCAGACCCCGGAGUCGGGGGAGCCCCAGGAGCCAUCAGAGCCACCUCUACCUUCUGCAAGUCCCCCAGCUCCGGGGGAGCCGCCAGGGUCACAGGCGUGGUCCGAGCUUGAGGAGGGGCCUUGCGGGUGGAAGGAUUUCCACCCCCAGUGUCUCCAGCGCUGCAACACACCGCAAGGCUUUCUCCUGCACUACUGCCUCUUGGCCCUGACGCAAGGUAUUGUAGUAAAUGGCCUAGUAAAUAUCAGCAUCUCCACCAUUGAGAAGCGCUAUGAAAUGAAGAGUUCCUUGACUGGCUUGAUAUCAUCAAGCUACGACAUCUCAUUCUGCAUCCUGUCUUUAUUUGUAUCAUUCUUUGGUGAGAGAGGACACAAACCACGAUGGCUUGCAUUUGCAUCCUUUAUGAUAGGACUGGGGGCGCUUGUGUUUUCCCUGCCACAGUUUUUCAGUGGAAAAUAUGAAUUGGGAUCCGUUUUUGAAGAUGCUUGCUUAACAACAAGGAACAGCAGCAGCUGCACCUCUUCAACCUCUUCACUUUCUAACUACUUAUAUGUGUUUAUCUUGGGACAACUGUUGCUGGGGACUGGAGGAACUCCUCUCUACACCUUGGGAACAGCCUUUAUUGAUGACUCUGUGCCCACACACAAAUCUUCUCUAUAUAUAGGAAUUGGCUAUUCUAUGUCAAUCUUAGGCCCUGCAAUUGGCUAUGUCUUGGGUGGACAGCUGUUGACAAUGUACAUUGACGUCUCUAUGGGACAAAGCUCUGAUAUCACUGAGGAUGAUCCCCGGUGGUUGGGGGCUUGGUGGAUUGGAUUUCUUUUAGCUUGGAUCUUUGCUUGGUCAUUAAUAAUGCCUUUCUCCUGCUUUCCAAAGCAUUUACCAGGUACAGCAAAAAUUCAGGCUGGCAAAACUUCUCAGACUCAUCAGAAUAAGAGCACUUCCUUCGAACACAUAGAUGAGAAUUUUGGAAAAAGUAUUAAAGAUUUCCCAUCUGCUCUAAAGAAUUUGAUGAGGAAUACUGUCUUUAUGUGUUUAGUUCUAUCAACUACUUCUGAAGCAUUAGUUACUACUGGAUUUGCCACAUUUUUACCUAAAUUUAUAGAAAAUCAAUUUGGAAUCACAUCCAGCUUCGCAGCUACCCUUGGAGGGGCUGUUUUAAUUCCUGGAGCUGCUCUUGGUCAAAUUUUAGGUGGUGUUCUUGUUUCCAAAUUCAAAAUGACGUGUAAAAAUACAAUGAAGUUUGCGUUGUUUACAUCUGGAGUAGCACUUUUGCUGAGCUUUGUAUUUAUUUAUGCCAAAUGUGAAAAUGAGCCAUUUGCUGGUGUGUCUGAAUCAUAUAAUGGUACAGGAGCACUGGGAAAUCUGACCGCCCCAUGUAAUGCCGACUGUAACUGUCUCCAGUCCUAUUAUUACCCCCUCUGUGGAGGGAAUGGAGUCCAGUAUUUUUCUCCUUGCUUUGCAGGUUGUUUAAACUCUGUUUCAAAUAGGAAAUCAAAGGUAUAUUAUAAUUGCUCAUGUAUUGAAAGGAAAGUGGAAAUCAUAGCAACUGCAGGAAAUACUUAUUUUGAAGCUAAAGCUGGAAAAUGUGAAACUCAUUGUGCAAACUUGCCCAUAUUUCUUGGCAUUUUCUUCAUUACGGUUAUUUUUACUUUUAUGGCAGGCACUCCUAUAACUGUGUCUAUAUUAAGGUGUGUUAACCACAGACAGCGAUCUCUAGCAUUGGGAGUACAGUUCAUGUUACUUCGAUUGUUGGGCACAAUACCUGGACCAAUUAUAUUUGGUGUCACAAUAGACAGCACAUGUGUUCUCUGGGAUAUUAAUGAAUGUGGAAUUAAAGGAGCUUGUUGGAUUUAUGAUAACAUCAAGAUGGCACAUAUGCUGGUAGCCAUAAGUGUUACUUGUAAAAUCAUCACCAUGUUCUUCAAUGGACUUGCAAUCUUUUUGUAUAAACCUCCACCAUCAGGCACAGAUGUGUCAUUUCAAAGUCAGAGCGCAGUUGUGUCUACUAUUUCAAUAGAACAGGAUCUCAACAAAGCAGAAAAUGAAUGAAAGUGAAAAAGGAUUUUAUUUUGGAAAAAUUGCCUACAUUUGU
This is a messenger RNA of Nannospalax galili (Upper Galilee mountains blind mole rat), 2221 nucleotides long. RefSeq names its product solute carrier organic anion transporter family member 4C1 (gene Slco4c1). The record is from RefSeq and is a predicted model, not a curated record. Gene Ontology annotation, molecular function: protein binding. Gene Ontology annotation, cellular component: membrane. Bases 1 to 2178 code for a protein of 725 amino acids. NCBI's taxonomy places the organism in Eukaryota, Metazoa, Chordata, Mammalia, Rodentia, Spalacidae. Gene Ontology annotation, biological process: sodium-independent organic anion transport; transmembrane transport. The transcript is spliced from 13 exons.